AUGAGUCAAAACCGGCAGCUGCUUUACCCCAGAGAGGAAAUGGUGUCACUCGUCCGCUCGCUCGACCGACCACAAGAAAAUGGACUUUUUUCACAGGAUGUGUUAUUGCAGUACCCGGAACUUGCAGAAAGCUACACGAAGGUGUGUCCAAACCGAUGUGAUCUAGCGACGGCUGCUGACCGCGCGGCGAAGGGUGCAUACGGAUAUGAUGUGCAGCUGACGACAUUAAAGGAAGACAUCAGGUUGAUGGUUAACAACUGCAUCCUUUUUAACGGCGCGGAGGGGGCCUAUGCAGAUGCCGCACGAACCUUUGAGAAGUUUGCAAUGGGCAAAAUAGAUGCAUAUAUUUCGCAGAAAGUGGGUGGCAGGCGCCUUUCCUCUUUCCGUGUGGCGUCAGUGUCGGUCCCAGAGAAACAUUCUACAGGCAAACGCGGUCGUGACGGGGAAUCAAGGGAAAGAGGGCCGGAAGCUGUGGAUAACGACUCCUCGAGGCGGCAACCGGGUCGGGGGAAUGGUAUUGCUACCAGCGAGGACGAUAGCAAUAGAAGAAGCGCGGAAUUGAUCAAACUCGUCGAUUCAUUGAAUCGACGUGAGGAUGAUGGCGCCUUUGCCGUCGAUGUAGCGGAGGCGUACCCAGAGUUGAAAAGCGCCUACGAGGCUAUGUGCCCCCUGAAGAUGAACCUUAUCAUCAUGAAGGAACGUGCACAGAACGGGUACUACUUGGGGCAGCAACAUAGACGACGACGAACCGGGGACGACCCCACACUUUACAUGGGGAGUAGUAUAGCGGAAUCACUGACAUCACUGCGGGAUGAUGUGGAACUGAUGGUGAGGAACUGUGUGAACUUCAAUGCGGGGGUGGUGGAGUGGGAACGACGGGCGGCGUCCUUUCAUCAUUUUGCACACAAAAAGAUUGAUGAUUUCGUGCUCCGUAUUGAUCCUUCCCUCAGGGGAACACGAACUGGUGUUGAGGUGUACGUACAGGAAGCAAAGAAAAUGCAGCAAAGUCAGUUAAAACAGAAGAUUGAAGGCAGUGAGCGCAGUAAUCGAGGGGAUGUCGGGGCACCGGAAAACGUGGCGCAAAGCAUUUCUCCUCCCUCCCACACAACUGCGACGCCCAUGAACCCACCAAGGAAGGCCACGAUACCAGGAACAGCAAGAAUUCCCACCUUGUCCGCUCAUGUUAACGUUGUCAAUACGGUUACCCCCAUAGUUCAGCCCACAGCUCUUCAACCGGUGUUUAACACACCGAGUACACUGCGCCGCAGACUGAUAUCAGACCAUUUGCAUAGGGAAACGCUACAUGCACGACUUAUCCACAGGUUGGAAAAUGACAAGAGCGGCACGAAUGGGGUCCCAGAGAUUGACAGGAGUGGUGACGCCCCACAAAUGUAUGAGCCAGCGCUCAGCUGCCGCGCGGUACUCGAUGCGUUUAUCAUUUCUGUGCGUGGCUUCCACAAGGCACAACGCGAAUCUCAGGAUUUUGUCAACCCCUUCAUGUACGCUCAGCAAGAGGAAAAUCUUUACUGUGACUACGUCACCCUUAUUAAGCAACAACUCGAGCGGCUUUUCCUCCACAUUGUCCUCUACAAUCGGGAAAAGGCGGAGAUGUACGAUUGGGCGGCAGCAAAGGCUGCUCAGAUGGCCGUAGCCGAUGCCUCCCUGUUGCCCACUGCACCUGCGGUGAGUAGUCACGUCUCCUGCUGCUGGCUUGAUGAGGCCCAUUUGUGUUACCUCGUCCGCUUCCUGCAGCACCUUCCGCAGCUCUUGGGGCUCGCGUGCGCGGAGGUCGACACGGCAAAGAGCGAUGGAACCGGAAAUGCGCAAUUGUACCUUACCACUGUGGAACAAGGUGUUGUUGGGAAAAUUGCGAAAAUUACGGAAGAGCUCCUGUCUUUCAUUGCGCGGUAUGAAGAGAAAAUAACCGCCUCCCGUCAGAAUUCGGAAUCACUAAAAGAACAAGCUGAGGCUCCCGCCUUGUGA
Messenger RNA from Trypanosoma brucei brucei TREU927, 1983 nucleotides. RefSeq lists its product as hypothetical. The transcript has a single exon. Gene Ontology annotation, molecular function: protein binding. NCBI's taxonomy places the organism in Eukaryota, Euglenozoa, Kinetoplastea, Trypanosomatida, Trypanosomatidae. The record is from RefSeq and is a predicted model, not a curated record. Bases 1 to 1983 code for a protein of 660 amino acids.